Ailuropoda melanoleuca (giant panda) is the source of this 1425-nucleotide messenger RNA. RefSeq names its product transmembrane protein 82 (gene TMEM82). NCBI's taxonomy places the organism in Eukaryota, Metazoa, Chordata, Mammalia, Carnivora, Ursidae. The record is from RefSeq and is a predicted model, not a curated record. The coding region runs from base 57 to 1091 and encodes 344 amino acids. The transcript is spliced from 6 exons.
GACGUUGGUCUCUGUGGUGCAGACCUGACCGGAGGCUGGGGCCGAUCCCGGCGGCCAUGUUCUCCCUGCCAUCCCUUCCCUCCUGGCUCUCCAGCCUCCCCUCCCUCCAGUGGGGCUCCGGCCUCCUCGACUCUGUUCUUCAAGGCCUCAUCGGGGCCAGUGGCGUCUCAGUCCUGAACAGCCUCCUGAAGGCCUACUUCUUUGUGAACUGUGCCAACAGCCCCGAGCGGCGGCUGGAGAAGCAGCGGCUGCAGGCCCAGUGGGCCCUGCUGGAGACGGUGCACCUGGCCGGGCUGACCCUGAUCCUGACCGUCCUGGGGGCGCGCGUGGCCGCCCUGGUGGUGCUGGAGUUCUCCCUCCGGGCCGUCUCCACCCUGCUCUCCCUGGGCAAGGGCUCCGACAGGGAGAGGCUGCGGCUGUACCUGCUGAGCCAGUACUCGCUGGGCUGCGGACUGACCUGUGGCCUGAGCUUCCUGCAGGAGGGCGCCCCUCACCGCACCCUGAACCUGCUGCUGGGCGUCUGGCUGGCCACCCUGCUGCGCGCGGGGGCCAGGCGCGUCUGCCGCCACGUCUGCCAGCUCUACGAGCUGCACAGCAGCCAGCACUACUGCGGGCUCUGCCUGGGCCUGCUGGCCGGCGCGCACCGCCUCCCCCGGCUGCUGGCCCGUGCCCUGGCCAUGGCCUUCACUGUGGGGGACCUGGCCGCCGUGGCGCUCGUCAACCGGGACUUCCCGACCGCCUCGGACGCCGUGCGCUUCUGGACGCCGCUCGUCAUCUGCUACACCCUGCUGGUCAUCUACAUGCAGGAGGAGCAACGGCAGCACCCCGACCUGCAGAGCCAUGUCCAGACGCUGCUGGUGCGCAUGGGUGGCCUCUUUGUGCUGCUGCUAACCGUGGGCAGCUGGCUGGACCUCCUGGGAGUCGUCCUGUCCCUGCUGGGCGAGCUCUGGUGCCUGGCAGGGAUCCGUACUCUGCUGGGCCUUUGCCAGAUACAGGAUUUUCCGUCCCAGAGGCCUUCGGUGUCUGCUCCAGGGCAGGCCCAGCCCCAGCCCUCAGCACCUGCCGAGCCCCGGGACACAGCCCCCUCCUGACCUGCCUUAGCAAGGACUCGAGUCUGUCUGAGGCCCACCCAGGCUCAUGUGGAGGCCUUGACCCCAGGACACUGCUCGGAGGCAGAUAGAGACGCAGGCCGGCCCCCACCUGGAGCUUGAGGUGGGCGCUGGGGUCUGCUGUCAGGGACGGGAGGGUUUGGGGUCCUCAGAAGGGGGCCAGUGGGUGAAGCCCUGUUUUUCUCAGGAUGGACAAUCGAUACAGCCCUCUCAGACCCUGCCUUCCCCAGGGGGCUUGCGGAAUGGAGAACUGCGUCCUCAGAGUGGCCCCCCUUUACUGGCCUCCCUCACUUCCUCCAUGAACAAAAAUAAAGAU